AUGGAGGCGGACGCGGACCCCGAGGAGCUGGCCCGGCUGCGCUCGGUCUUCGCCGCCUACGACACGAAGGGCUCCGGGCGCCUGGAGCGUGCCGAGUUCGGCGCGCUGUGCGCCGAGCUGCACGUGGCUGAGGCCGAAGCGGAGGCGGUGUUCCUGGGGCUCGACACCGACCGCGAUGGUGCCAUCACCUUCCCGGAGUUCGCGCGCGGCUUCCGCGGAGCGUUCGGCCGGGACAGUGCCGAGUCCCAGGGCUUCUGGGACGCGGCAGAACCCGAGAGCCCGGGUCCGGCUUGGCGGGACUUCCACGAGCGCCUAGGAGACGAGGCCCGACUCAUUCCCAGAAAAGAACAAGUUAGUACCCUGUACCAGAACAUCAAUCUUGUGGAGCCAAGAUUAAUCCAGCCAUAUGAACAUGUGAUAAGAAACUUUCUCCGUGAGAUCAAACUCCAGAGCACAGAAAUGGAAAACUUGGCCAUUGCAGUGAAGAGAGCUCAAGACAAGGCAGCCAUUCAACUGAGUGAGCUGGAAGAGGAAAUGGAUCAGAGGAUUCAUGCAGUAGAAAAUGAGACCCGGAAAGAUGAAAAACGCAAAGCAGAGGAAGCCCUCAGUGACCUCAGACGUCAGUAUGAAACAGAAGUGGGAGACCUACAGGUGACCAUUAAAAAGUUAAAAAAGCUUGAAGAACAGUCAAGACACAUAAGUCAAAAGCAAGAUGUGACAGCAUUAAAGAAACAAAUUUAUGAUUUAACAAUGGAAAAUCAAAAACUCAAGAAAGACCUUUUGGAAGCCCAGACAAAUGUAGCCUUCCUUCAGAGUGAACUAGAUGCUUUGAAAAGUGAUUUUGCCGACCAGAGUCUGAAUUCUGAACGGGAUCUGGAAAUCAUCCGAGAGUACACAGAAGAUCGCAGUAGUCUUGAGAGGCAAAUUGAAAUCCUCCAAACAGCUAACCGGAAGCUGCAUGACAGUAAUGAUGGCCUCAGGAGUGCACUGGAAAACACUUACAGCAAGCUCAACAGAUCCUUGCGUAUAAAUAACAUAUCACCGGGAAAUACAAUUUCUAGAAGCAGUCCUAAAUUUAAUCACCAUUCUUCUCAACCAUUGGCCUAUGACAGGUCAUUCCAUUCUUCAUAUGCAGAUGAGGAUUGUGACUCUUUGGCUCUCUGUGAUCCUCUGCAGAAGAUGAAUUAUGAAGUUGACAGCUUGCCUGAGAGUUGUUUUGACAGUGGCUUGUCUACUCUGAGAGACUCCAAUGAGUGUGACUCUGAGAUGGACUACAAGCAUCAGAGAGGAUUUCAGAGUUUACAUGGAACACAGGAGGGCCUUGGGGGAGAUGCAUCAGACACAGAUGUUCCUGAUAUAAGAGAUGAAGAAGCAUUUGAUUCUGAAAGUGUGGCCUCUGUCUUACACUGGAAGCCACGGGGUUCUGUUGGUGAAGGCAGCACUGGUAGUUCCUCCAGAAAACCCAUCUCAGCUCUUUCACUUCAAACAGACAUGGUGGACAAUAACUCCAAACCCAUAUCUCAGAAGGCUUACAAGAUUGUGCUUGCCGGAGAUGCUGCCGUGGGGAAGUCCAGCUUCCUCAUGAGACUCUGCAAGAAUGAAUUUCAAGGGAACACAAGUGCAACCCUAGGAGUUGAUUUCCAGAUGAAAACUCUGAUUGUAGAUGGUGAACGAACAGUUCUUCAGCUCUGGGAUACAGCUGGGCAAGAGAGAUUCAGAAGUAUUGCCAAGUCUUACUUCAGAAAAGCAGAUGGAGUCCUACUGCUGUAUGAUGUUACUUGUGAAAAAAGCUUUCUGAAUGUACGAGAAUGGGUGGAUAUGGUUGAGGAUGGAGCCCACAGACCUGUUCCUAUCAUGUUAGUAGGAAACAAGGCUGAUCUUCGUGAUACUGCUAGUGCCGCGAAACAUAUGUGUAUCUCAGCAUAUCUUGGAGAAAAACUGGCCAUGACCUAUGGGGCAUUAUUCUGUGAAACCAGUGCCAAAGAUGGCUCCAAUGUGGUUGAAGCUGUUCUCCAUCUUGCUCGGGAAGUGAAGAAAAGGACAGAGGAUGAUGACAGCAGAUCCAUUACCAGUCUAGCUGGGUCCACAUCCAAAAAGUCACUGCAGAUGAAGAACUGUUGCAAUGGCUAAGCUCCGACUGUCUUCAGUUCAUAAAGUCCUUGUUUCUAGAAUACUGAUUGUGGGACACUGGUUCUCAAUGGAGUGGUGCGUCACACAACACCAGCCUAUGAAGAAUCACAGCCUGGCAAAUUAAGCUGUGCUUGCCUCUUCUCAGGAACCUCGGGCUUUCUUUGUUCUAUCUCAGUGAGUUAUUUGGGAUGUCUGCCCCUAUAGAUCACGAAGAGAAAAUGUGUUAAUGUUUUUAAUAUGAUAUGGCAAAAUAAAAUUACAUUCUCAGAACAAAACUAUUGAGAACCCACUUAUAAAAUUGCUUCAUAAGAAAACCAACUUUGUAGUUAACCUGUGACAGUGUUUACUUAAAAAUUUCAACACAAAUGCAUAAUACUUUGUUUUAUGAAAUUCAGUGUUUUAAUACAAAGAACAAUGGGACGGGUAGUAUAUUAUGUAUUAUAUCUUUAAACUAUGGGUGGUAUAAGGUAGCAUGAGUAUUUUCAUUUGGAAAAUCGGCUUUGCUAUUCCCUAGUGUGAUAAUGUUGGGUAUGUCUAGGCCACAUUAGAUCUCUUCCCCUCUGUAAAACAAGGAGUUAGUCUCCAGUGCCUCUUGGAUUCUCUAGCAUUUUAAGAAGCAGGAAGAGCACAGUUGUUCAUUUACUAAGAACCCUGUUAAGCAUACCUUUUGAUAAUGAGGUAUUGGUCUUUUUAAAUUUCUGAAGUAAGACUAGAAUUUAUUUGAGAAAUUAGAAUUAUUUUAGACUCCAAUGUAAAUAAAAAAUACUUAUCAUGAAUAAAUGAAGGUACGUUUGAAAAAAUGUGUAUAACAAGAAAAUACAAUUUCAAGACUACUUGUUAAGUCUGUGGUUUAAAUUGUAUGUGAAAAUUUUAGUGAAGUUAUGUAUAAUACAUACUACUGAAUGAACAAUGCCACAAAAAUAUAUUCCACUUAAUAGCUGCCAGAGGCUGCGGGUAGUUGGUACUAAUGACCAAUGUGCAUAUGCCUUCUUAGGAGUAUGGCCACAGUCUUCUGAAAUUAGGUGGGCAGUAGUAGUGGCAUAAUUUUAAAUCUGGAAAUUUUGUAUUUGGAAAGGAUUAAUUUUAUGAAUGUGAAAUAUGUUUCAUAGAAAAUACAAUGGUACCUAAGGUAACAAUAUUUUACCAGAUGAAUAUAUUGAUACUUUUUCACAUUGCCCUGUGAUUUAGAGCAUUAUCUACAGCAUAGUGCCAAUUCCUCAGCCCCUAACUCCAAUCAUUAAUUUCCUUCUUCAUGAACAAUGGGAGAUUGUUAUUAGACAUGGCUUUGGAAAGUGCUGCAUUUAAAGGAGAAUUGGCUGUAAAAAGGUGAGGCUGACCUUUAGAUAAUGUGACUUGUGACUACUCAUCAUCCAGGACAUGAUUAGUCUUGCUUUUCUCCUGGAAUUUGCAGUGCCUCCCACUCCUUCUGACAAAAAUGUUUUUAAGAGGCAAAGGCCUCACUAUCUUAGCCAGGAUGGGCCAGCAAAAGGGGUUUCCAGUAGCCUGAGCCGAUUAGAUUAUUCUUAGCAAGAGACUUAAAUAUUUUGGUUCAUCCAGCUCUAGGUUUUGAAUAGCUUAUCCAGAACAUAAAUAAUACUGGUUACUUAUGUAAAUUGUAUUAUGUAUGUUCAAACAUUUCUUUCUUUUUUCUUUUUUUUUUGAAUUAAAACAAUUCCCUGGACUGGCAACUUGUCUCAGGAAGUAAAAGUACUUGUUGCCCAAGCUUGCUAACCCCAAAUUUGUGCCUGAACUUGUAGUGGCAGGGAAAACUGAACUCCUGAAAGUGGUUCUCUGACCUUCACACAUGUGUGCCAUAAUGACCAAAUGACACGUGUACACAUAUACACAGAGCAAUAAAUACUUCUUUUUAAAUAACAUUUUUUUUAAACAACCUUUUGUGCCUUUGAUUUUUGUUAUCAAACUUCAACUUUUUUGAGCUUCAUUUUUUUCCUAAUUGGGAAUUGACUAGGUACAGUUAUUCCCCAAAGCCACAUACCUUAUCCCAAAUAAGAAAAUUCAAUCUUCAGUAACUACAAAUGAAUGGCUAUUUUAUGUUUAGUGGUUUGCAGCCCCAGUUAAUAGGUUACAUUUCUGAUCAAGAAGAAUACUUUGUGAGAAAUUGACACAGAUGGCAAGUGUGAGUAGUGAUUAUUUUUAUAACACGUGACACUGUUAAGUUUGCCAUUAGUGUGUACCUUACAGACUGAGGAUCCUAGACAAGGGUGAAUCUUACAUAUUAUUAAAUGAUACACGUGUGGCACUCACUGAAUAGACUCUGUUAGCAUGUGUGUUACCAUGUUUUCUUUAUUUCCCUCACAUACAUAUAUUUUUUUGCUUCUAUACUCUUUAAAAACACAAAAGGGUGUAUUGUUAAUAUAGUAGUUCUGUCUGGGGUUUUGCCUCUGGUUGCGGGGCCAGAACAGCUGUGUUGACCAGAAUGUUGUCUAGGUAACUUGAACAACAAGUCAACAUCUUCAGUGAUCUGAAUAUAAAAUAUUCAAAUUAGAGGUUUUUAUCUCUGCUUAACAAACUUGUUUAAGGAAAAGCAAUUCAAAACUAUUUUUUAGCUGACUUUCUGGGAAACUAUAUUUUGAUCUCUCAAAAGUGUUCCCAAAUUUAAAGUAUAUUUUAAGAAAGGACAAAAUAAGCCGGGCGUUGGUGGCGCACGCCUUUAAUCCCAGCACUUGGGAGGCAGA
This is a messenger RNA of Peromyscus maniculatus bairdii (prairie deer mouse), 4826 nucleotides long. RefSeq names its product RAS and EF-hand domain containing (gene Rasef). The record is from RefSeq and is a predicted model, not a curated record. Lineage: Eukaryota; Metazoa; Chordata; Mammalia; Rodentia; Cricetidae. Gene Ontology annotation, molecular function: GTPase activity; calcium ion binding; GTP binding.